AUGCUUCCUACUCCGGGACGACGGGCCCAUGAAACGCAGCAAGAACAAGAAACCAGAUCCCAAGGCGACUUCGACCGUGUCGAGAAUGACCUCGCCAUUCAUUCUUCUGUGCAUUUGACACCUUUCUUGGGAAUCGUCGCAUCGCUGCUGGGGAAAAGAAACCCGCUAGCCAACCCCGCGAACCCCGAGGAGCACAGAGUAUGGCUUCUCGAUAACACUGCCUACCGGGCACCUGGCGGCAGAUUCAACAACAAAAAUAUGUCAUGGGAGGUUGAGAUAGUCGCAUGCAUCUUCAUCAAGCGCGGCCGUGAGGAGGUUGGCAAAUUCGUCGCAACCAUUGCGGACGCCAUCGGCCUCGAUGGGGAAUUUGGUCUCAAUAACAAGGUAGUUCGCGAUCGCAUGACUCAACGAGUUCAGCCGUUCGUCGAUUCUAUCGCCCCAGCCCGCUCAAUAAGUUUGGAUAUACCAAUUACGCGCCACAACGUCGUCAAGCGCAAGCUAAAGCCAUCCAACAGUGACGGCAUCAUUUCACAGACAGCCCGGAUGGACGGGGCAGACAUCGGAGAUGGAACCGUCAUCCGUCCUUCCUUAAGACACUGGACCCAUAAGGUAUCUAUGGAUACUGAGUUCGCAUCCCCGACCGGCUGGCUGAUGAUCUCCGAUGUGGACGACACCAUCAAAUACACCCAGACCAGCGACGCUGUUGGUAUCCUGCGCACCACCUUUGCUGAGGAACCACGAGUUAUUGCCGGCAUGCCCCGUCUCUACGAACACAUCGACAAAGAACUCGCACCAACGUGGUUCUACCUCUCCUCCUCACCGUACAAUCUCUACCCCUUCCUCCGAUCUUUCCUCCGCCAAGAGUAUCCCCCCGGAACACUCAUGCUGCGCAACCACUCCUGGAUGGACCUGAGCGGGCUCCUGAAAUCGUUCACGAAGGGGACUCAAGCGUAUAAAGUCGAUCGCAUGGAGAAGCUGUACCGCUGGUUCCCAAAGCGGAGGGUCAUCUGCAUCGGCGACUCGACGCAGAGUGAUCCGGAGGCAUAUGCAGAGAUAUAUCGCAGGCAUAAACAGUGGGUGCGCGCCAUAUAUAUCCGGCGAGUCACUGACGUGGCGAAUAUGGAGGAGAAGAACAAGGAGAAGCGCUUUCUUAAAGCGUUUGAGGGCGUCCCGGAUGAUGUGUGGAGGGUUUUCGAUGAUCCGGUGCACCUCUAUCGAGAGGUCGAUAUGUUGCAGCGGGAGGACUAA
Messenger RNA from Histoplasma capsulatum G186AR, 1248 nucleotides. RefSeq lists its product as uncharacterized. Gene Ontology annotation, molecular function: phosphatidate phosphatase activity. Lineage: Eukaryota; Fungi; Ascomycota; Eurotiomycetes; Onygenales; Ajellomycetaceae. Bases 1 to 1248 code for a protein of 415 amino acids. The transcript has a single exon. Gene Ontology annotation, cellular component: actin cortical patch. The record is from RefSeq and is a predicted model, not a curated record.